GCAGGACCAACUUCCGUUUCCGCUUUGUCCUACGGACUGAUGUGUAUGUAUUGUGCACUUGAAAUGUUCAGGUUUCCCUCUUAUUAUUAAUGCUCAUGAGCAGAUUCAGUGAAGUGUAGCUAAUGAUACAUGUGAGUGGAGUGAGCUGUUUAGUAUUUAGCUUUCUGUUAGAACAGUAAUAACCAUCCAUCAUCCUAACAGAGGAAAUGGCAGGACUGGCUCGAGUCCUGAUGUCUGUUACUGCUUUGGCUAAGAAUCUGGCAGAAGGCACAUCAUCGCCGAUGUACAUGGUUUGUCGGAGCAAAUUUACAAGGUCUCGGAUUCCUCCACAGGUAUUUCAUGAGCGUUCGAAGGAACAUGAAAUGUACGGUGGUGAUCCAGAGCAGCCACACAAACUCCACAUAGUGACCCGGGUCAAGAGCACAAAGGGACGACCUUACUGGGAAAAAAAGGUGGUGAAGAGUUUGGGGUUACUAAAGGCACAUGAGCCCCGACUGCAUAAGAACAUACUCUCAGUGAAUAACCAACUGAAAAUCAUAAAACACCUGGUUAGGAUCCAACCGCUGAAACUUCCUAAUGGACUACCUUCAGAAGAAGAAAUGGCAGGUUCAUAUCUAAACAGUAAAGGAGAGCUGGUACUAAAACAUCUUCAAAUGUCAGCAGCACAGAAAGCCAUGGAGUCAUAAUUCAUCUCCUGUAUAUCUGUCUUGUUGUUGCUGUUUAUUAAACAUUGAAAACUUAAUUUUUCUUUCAAAACAUUUUGUUGUAAAAUAUUUAUCCUGUUAGAUUGUGAAAGAGUAAUGGAUCCAAUAGGUUACACUGUGUCAGCGAUUACAGGACCCAAAAUAAUUAACACUGUUUUGAGUUGAACUAAAUUAAGAGAACUUGUCUACCAGUCAAUCCACUUUAUAUUGAGAGGAGUAAAACAGAGGACAAGUUGCACAUUGACCAGUGAUGAGCAGAGUUUCUUUUAAUGAGAAUUCAUUUUGUGCUGUAAAAAAUAAAGAAAAAUCAAAAAGUUUU
This is a messenger RNA of Neoarius graeffei (lesser salmon catfish), 1023 nucleotides long. RefSeq names its product mitochondrial ribosomal protein L30 (gene mrpl30). Gene Ontology annotation, molecular function: structural constituent of ribosome. The coding region runs from base 207 to 686 and encodes 159 amino acids. The transcript has 5 exons. Gene Ontology annotation, biological process: translation. Lineage: Eukaryota; Metazoa; Chordata; Actinopteri; Siluriformes; Ariidae. Gene Ontology annotation, cellular component: mitochondrion; large ribosomal subunit. The record is from RefSeq and is a predicted model, not a curated record.